This is a messenger RNA of Rangifer tarandus platyrhynchus (Svalbard reindeer), 489 nucleotides long. Lineage: Eukaryota; Metazoa; Chordata; Mammalia; Artiodactyla; Cervidae. The record is from the annotation of a GenBank genome assembly.
AUGGGGCUGGAGACCGAGAAGGCGGAUGUCCAGCUCUUCAUGGACGACGACUCCUACAGCCGCCACAGCAGUGUCGAUUACGCAGACCCCGACAAGUUCGUGGACCCAGGCAGCGACCGAGAUCCCCACCGGCUCAACUCGCAUCUCAAGGUGGGAUUCGAGGAUGUGAUUGCAGAACCAGUGUCUACGCACUCCUUUGACAAAGUGUGGAUCUGCAGCCAUGCUCUCUUUGAAAUGAGCAAAUAUGUGAUCUACAAGUUCCUGACGGUGUUCCUGGCUAUUCCCUUGGCUUUCGCUGCGGGAAUUCUCUUUGCCACCCUCAGCUGUCUGCAUAUCUGGAUUAUAAUGCCUUUUGUAAAGACCUGCCUAAUGGUCCUGCCUUCAGUGCAGACAAUAUGGAAGAGUGUGACAGAUGUUGUCAUUGCCCCAUUGUGUACAAGUGUAGGACGCAGCUUCUCUUCUGUCAGCCUGCAACUGAGCCACGAUUGA